Lycium barbarum (goji berry) is the source of this 2632-nucleotide messenger RNA. Its product is annotated as protein indeterminate-domain 5, chloroplastic-like. NCBI's taxonomy places the organism in Eukaryota, Viridiplantae, Streptophyta, Magnoliopsida, Solanales, Solanaceae. Gene Ontology annotation, molecular function: DNA-binding transcription factor activity. The record is from RefSeq and is a predicted model, not a curated record. The transcript is spliced from 5 exons. Gene Ontology annotation, cellular component: nucleus. The coding region runs from base 420 to 2270 and encodes 616 amino acids.
UAUAUAGUGAUAGAGAGAGAGAAGAAACCCCUCCCAAAAAAAAAAGGAUAAAAAUGAAAGGAAAAUGCUAUAGAUAUGUGUUUGUGUAUAUACAUGACACCUAGAGCACACAUAGAAGAACCUCAGAAAAUUUCAUUUAUAGCAAAAGAGAGCAAAAGAAAAGGGGCAUCAAAUAGCUCUCUCACCAUGGGAUGAUUCUAGCUAGCUAUCUCUUCCUCUCACUCUCACUCACUCACUCUUUUCAUUAGCUCAAAAAUAACAAUCUUGAGUUUUUUUUUUGGGAGGAGGGUGUUUAGAUAAGGUUUUCGAGAGAAAAAAGCUUCUUGAAUUCAACCCUUUUGUUCAUCUUUUUUUUUUCCCUUUGUUUUUAAUUUGUGAAAGUGAUUUCAAAAAAUUUAGAUAGAAGAAAUUCAACAAAAAUGGCAGCAGGACCUUCAUCAGCUGUGUUUUUAGCAAUGAGAGAAGAAGAACAGAUGAAACAACAACAUGAACUUCUUCUUCAUCAGCAACAACAACAACAACAACAUGCCUUACCACCAUCAUCAACAGCUCAAUCUCAACAAGCACCAACAAAAAAGAGAAGAAAUCAGCCUGGCACACCAAAUCCAGAUGCUGAGAUAAUAGCACUAUCUCCCAAGACCCUAAUGGCGACAAACAGGUUUGUGUGUGAGGUAUGCAACAAAGGUUUCCAAAGAGAACAAAACCUACAGCUACAUAGGAGAGGACACAAUUUGCCUUGGAAGUUAAAGCAGAAGAGUACAAAAGAGGUUAAGAGAAAGGUUUAUUUAUGCCCUGAGCCCACUUGUGUUCACCAUGAACCUUCAAGAGCACUUGGAGAUCUUACUGGUAUCAAGAAACAUUAUUCAAGAAAACAUGGUGAGAAGAAAUACAAGUGUGAAAAGUGUUCCAAGAAGUAUGCUGUCCAAUCUGAUUGGAAAGCUCAUACUAAGACUUGCGGCACGCGCGAAUACCGAUGCGAUUGUGGCACCCUUUUCUCCAGGCGUGAUAGUUUCAUCACUCACAGAGCAUUUUGUGAUGCAUUGGCACAAGAAAGUGCAAGAAAUCCACCAAGUUUGAGCAGCAUUGGGAGUCAUUUAUAUGGAAGUAGCAACAACAACAUGAGUUUAGGCGGUCUCUCGAAAAUAAAUUCCCAAAUUUCAUCAGAUCAUCAAGAUAUGCUUCAUUUCGGAGGCAACAACAAUAACAACAUGAAGAAUAUCGCUAGUGGCGGGGCCCACCACCAUCAUCACAAUCAGUUCGAUCACAACAACAACAAUCACCUCAUUGGCUCAUCCACAUUUCGCCCUUCCACCUCUUUUUUCCAGCUUCCAAUUGAUCAAACAAGUCAUCAAUCUGAUUAUGUGAUGAAUAAUAAACCAGCAAUUCAUGGGCUAAUGCAGCUUCCUGAUCUUCACAACAACGCGAAUUCCAGCUCAGCUAAUAUGUUUAACCUGAAUUUCUUCCAGAAUAACAACAAUGUUGAUAAUGACAAUAGCAAUAUCUCUGGAGGAGGUCCAGGUGGUUUAUUACUUCCUAGUCCUCAUCAAUUCAGCAACAACAAUAGUGGAGAUGGUUCAAAUAAUUCAUCCAAUGUGUUCUCAGCUGGUACCCUUCUAAGUGAUCACCAUCAUCAUCAUAUGAGUUCAUCAAUUGCUUCUCUUUAUGGCUCAUCAUCACUUCAUCAGAACAAUGCUACUAAUUCACCGGCCCCGCCAAUGUCCGCCACGGCACUACUCCAGAAAGCAGCUCAGAUGGGUUCUACUACAAGUUGCAACAGUAGUAGCACUAGUGCCUCAUUGCUCAAAGCCUUUGGAUCAGUUGGCGGUGGUGGUUCGUCGUCUAGCGCCAUGAAAUCUGAUAUUCACCCACCGCCAGGUGUAAACUUUAGUGGCGUUUACGGCCAUGACGACUCUAUGGGCGGUGGGAAUCACCUUCAUGACCUAGUCGUCAAUGCUUACGGUGCACAAGAACAAGAUCAUCAUCAAAACGACUAUGGAGUAAUAGGAGGGUACAACAACAAGGUGAAUAGUUAUGAGCAGCCACCACAGAAGAAGCAAAUGAUUAAUAACUUUUCAAUGGAAAUGGGAAGUGAACAAGCUAAUAGGUUGACAAGGGACUUUCUUGGUGUUGGAGAAAUAGUAAGGAGCAUGAGUGGUGGAGGAUUUAGCAGCAGCAGCCAACAGAUAAGCUCAUUGGACAAUAAUUCUGAGAGUAGAAAAACUCAAAGCCAUCGUCAGCCUUUUGGAGGCGCUACUGGCAAUUAUCAGUGACAUUCAACGAGUAAUAUACAAAGUUAGGGAAGAAGAAAGGAAAGCAAAAAAAAAGUGAAGGGAUGUAAUUGGGUCCAAGAAAAGUUUUUUACAAUGGAGCAGAUAGCUGUAGAAUGAAGAAGUUCUCUUGAAGUUUUUAGCAGGAAUUUAGAGUAAUACCUUUAUUUCUGGAAAUAACUUUAGAAAACAAACUUAUGAGAAUCUUUUUUUUUUUUUGGGUGCAGUUAGGUUCUGCAGUCUUUACUUUCUUAAGUUGUUUAUUUUGUUUUUGUUUUUAGUUUUGUGUUGUGUCCAAAAAGAUAGGCCAAGAUACAGGUAUUAACUGCACAAAAUUUUAGAACUGCCAUUCCUUGAAUUGAAAA